Molecule: messenger RNA, 1531 nt
Organism: Lindgomyces ingoldianus
Lineage: Eukaryota; Fungi; Ascomycota; Dothideomycetes; Pleosporales; Lindgomycetaceae
Exons: 6
Coding region: 174-1256 (360 amino acids)
Biological process (GO): gluconeogenesis; glycolytic process
Cellular component (GO): cytosol
Molecular function (GO): zinc ion binding; fructose-bisphosphate aldolase activity
Source: RefSeq, a predicted model, not a curated record
AUUGGGGUUGAAUUGGCCAAUACGCAUCGUUAGAUUUGUACCGGACAGAAUCGAGCUCACACUCUCCCUCACUACACCACUGUAGCCCAUUGACGCACCCACGAACACAUUUAUACGACGCGCUCUCGCCUUCACUCAAUUAACACCUUCGCCUCCCAGAUUCAAUUGCAACCAUGGGUGCCAAAGACGUCCUCUCCCGCAAGACUGGUGUUAUCGUCGGCGACGAUGUUCUGAAGCUCUUCAACUAUGCCCAGGAGAAGGGCUUCGCCAUUCCGGCCAUCAACGUGACGUCCAGCUCCACGGUCGUCGCAGCUCUAGAGGCAGCGAGAGAUAAGCAAUCUCCCAUCAUCCUGCAGGCCAGCCAAGGCGGUGCCGCCUACUUCGCCGGAAAGGGCGUGGACAACAAGGACCAAACAGCCUCCAUUGCAGGAGCCGUCGCUGCUGCCCACUACAUCCGCUCCGUCGCUCCCGCGUACGGCAUCCCGGUUGUCCUGCACACCGACCACUGCGCAAAGAAGCUUCUGCCAUGGCUCGAUGGCAUGCUCGACGCCGACGAGGCCUACUUCAAGGAGCAUGGCGAGCCGCUUUUCUCAUCCCACAUGAUCGACUUGUCGGAAGACCCGGUCGACUACAACAUCCAAACAACGGCGAAAUACCUAAAGCGCGCGGCGCCGAUGAAGCAAUGGCUGGAGAUGGAGAUUGGCAUCACGGGCGGCGAGGAGGACGGCGUGAAUAACGAGGACGUGGACAACAACUCGCUGUACACGCAGCCCGAAGACAUCUACGAGAUCUACAAGACCCUGUCGCCCAUCAGCCCUUAUUUCUCCAUUGCCGCCGGUUUCGGAAACGUCCAUGGUGUCUACAAGCCCGGAAACGUCAAGCUCCAGCCCGUUCUUUUGCAGAAGCACCAGGCAUACGUCAAGGAGAAGGCUGGAGCCAAGGAGGACAAGCCUGUCUUCCUUGUCUUUCACGGCGGAUCCGGAAGCUCUGUCGAGGACUUCCGGGAGGCUAUCUCAUACGGUGUUGUUAAGGUUAACCUCGAUACUGAUCUCCAAUGGGCGUACCUUACCGGCAUCCGUGACUACGUCCUCAACAAGAAGGACUACUUGGCGUCGCAAGUCGGCAACCCCGACGGCGAUGACAAGCCAAACAAGAAAUACUACGACCCCCGUGUAUGGGUCCGUGAAGGCGAGAAAACCAUGAGCGCACGUGUCAAGAUUGCACUGGACGACUUCUACACUGCUGGACAAUUGUAAAGUAUAGAUAGACAGAUAGAUAGGUGGAUGGGAAGAUUGGCUCUCAGGGAGAUGGUGAUGUGUGCAGCACCGAGUGAAUAUCCGCGUUCUGCUUUAAAAUGAAAUUAGCUGAAUGGGAAAUGGGCUUGAUUGUUCUGUGUAACAUGAAAUAUAGAGUUUCUUGCUCUUCUCUCACUGGCUGGAACUGCAAAGCUUAAUGUGUCCGUAUCCUCUUUCCCUCUUUAUGCAUGUGCAAGAUUAUGGCAUCAUGAAUGAGGUCUUUGUUUAAAAUUAUA